AAAAUCAAUAGAGAUCAAGCAGAGCAUUUAAAAUCUAAAGUGAAAGCAAUGACAAAAUAUCAUCUCAUUUUAUGGCUAAACAUCGCAUUUAGUCUGAAAUUCCUAGUAGCCGCUGGCCAAAACACUAAUCUGUUACCCCAACGUUAUAGACUAAUCGAAUAUGCCUUUCAUAAUCUAAACAAAAUAACUUGGUCCGAAGAAGUUUUAAACCAAACCACUCUUUACCUGAGCGAUUUAAAGGAAUGGACAUUAUGGAGGAACCAAACUUUUGUGGAUUUGAACAUCUUUGAGGAACUUCAGCAGACAAUUGAUACAAAUUUAAAUGUUCUGAAGGAAUUAAAACACAACCCCGAAAGUUGUUCGCAAUUAUGGAAAGCUAAAGCUCAACACAAUCAAUUGAAACAAUUUCAAUCUCUAAUUGAUGAUGAGCAAGUGCUGCGAGAGUGGAUGGAAAGAGAUAGAAUUUUAAUGAGACGAAUGUUAUAUUUUACAAUUCGAAAGUAUAAAAAAUUCUUUGAUAAUCUACAGCUCAAGGUUGAGGAAUAUCUAAACAAUUUGCAGCCUUAUGAAGCCAUGAUGGAGACAACUCUUCAGCAAUGGAUUAAAAAAUUUAAAAGCGAGAACGAUUUUGUUGAAAGGCUAUUUCUGAUGACAGAAUUUACAAAUUUAUUUAAGGAAGAAAUGAAUGAAUUGGUAUCAAAUUGUAUGAUAUCUUAGGAAAAAGAAAAGUAAUUAAAUAAAGUUGCGAAAUAUUA
Stomoxys calcitrans (stable fly) is the source of this 755-nucleotide messenger RNA. RefSeq lists its product as uncharacterized. Lineage: Eukaryota; Metazoa; Arthropoda; Insecta; Diptera; Muscidae. The record is from RefSeq and is a predicted model, not a curated record. The transcript is spliced from 2 exons. The coding region runs from base 49 to 717 and encodes 222 amino acids.